AUGGAUCCAAGACAAAGCUUUCCGCUUCCGGUUGCGGCAAGCAGCCCAACCACGUCAACAAGUCCGACUGACUCUAUACCUUCGAUUUCGCCCGUCCCAUCCCUCACAUACUCACAUUCGACUUCCUCGUCAGCCAGCAAAGUGCCUGGAACACCCACUCUCACAAUCCCUAUUAUCCCCAAAGAGAAGCUAGGAAAAUCUUUUGAUAUGGCCUCCGAUAUAGAGGGAAAUCGGAAUCAACUCGCUCGUACGAUGAGUCAGUUAGCGGAAGCAGGAUUUCGCCCGGUAUGGUCAAGAGAGCAUGGAUACCCGGGAACGAUCCCCGAGGAUAUCGGAGAGUACAUUGACAGCAAUAGCUAUCGAUUUGAUGAACUGAUUGGCCCAUUAAGUAGCCUUUUUUGGCUCGCAGGCCUUGAUGAGCUGGUCGAUGCAAUUUACGAUCCAGCGAUUGCCCUCCAAGAUGAGGUGCGACUCAUCCCGAUAAAUGUCGGUGUACCAUGGAUCUUGGAGCAUCUGUUCGAAGAGGAAAAACUUCCAGCAUCGUUAUACGAUCGGUAUUUUUUUGGAUACGAUGAGCCGCCGGUCGUUAUUAUGCCAGUAGUCCGGCUUGAUCCCAUCCCACCUCAAAUUGGAUACCAAUACGCUUGUCAUAGAUUGGAGGAGCUGUUUCCCACCAACAGACCCCAGCGUCUGCCGCAGGAUAUUGCCACAGUUCGAGUCAAAGGGGACAAGAACAAGGACCGCCUAUCCAUGAAGAUCAGCAAAGAUUAUGUUAGCAAACUCGGUGGUGGCUCAUUCUUGUACCGAGUGUCUUCUCGGGCCGCUUUAGCUGCGAUGAUGGCCUUUUUCACUCCGGUCAUUCAAAAUAGAAACUUGGACAACGAGUUGGGGCCAGGCAUUUAUACAUCCGAUUCUCUAGAAUGGGUCCUGAAAUUCGGUUCCGUCAACAGUGCUUUGUUGGUAUUUAGAGACCCUGAUUUCCGCAAUUUAGACGUUUGGAGGCCCUCUAUGCCCGAGUGGCAGCACAUUAUCGCGACUUGGACCCGAAAAUCACUGUCGAAUGUACCGGAUUCGGUACCUCUAGAAUGGAGGACAGCAGACGUGAUUCAAGGGCCUAUCUCGAAGCCGAAUCCGCCAAAGAACUGUAUACCAGAGCCCGGAGAUGUCUCACAGACCGUUGCAGUCAGUUAUGCAGGGUGUGGAGCGCUUUCUGCAUCACUAGCGAUGAUAAUCUGGCUCGAGUAA
Messenger RNA from Penicillium samsonianum, 1245 nucleotides. RefSeq lists its product as uncharacterized. Lineage: Eukaryota; Fungi; Ascomycota; Eurotiomycetes; Eurotiales; Aspergillaceae. Bases 1 to 1245 code for a protein of 414 amino acids. The transcript has 2 exons. The record is from RefSeq and is a predicted model, not a curated record.